Trichoderma harzianum CBS 226.95 is the source of this 888-nucleotide messenger RNA. RefSeq lists its product as hypothetical. The record is from RefSeq and is a predicted model, not a curated record. The transcript is spliced from 2 exons. The coding region runs from base 148 to 717 and encodes 189 amino acids. NCBI's taxonomy places the organism in Eukaryota, Fungi, Ascomycota, Sordariomycetes, Hypocreales, Hypocreaceae.
GUCAUUUCAUUCUCCGGGACCGUGACUGCCAGGGUGCCUGCUUUGUUCCUCAUCAGCGAUGAUCUGCACGGAGCACCAUCCAUUGACUGGCAGGUCUCGGACCUCGUUUUACCAUCGCGAUCAGAGGACAGGAUAGUCCGACAUAUCAUGUCUUCUCAACCCAAGAAGACCGCGACGGGCUCGCGCUUCGUGCUGCCUGCCCUCAACCUGAAUUUUGGCAGCAUUACCGACGGCACCGACAUCCCUCCCCCUCCGGAGUCUCCGAUUGAGCCGAUUACGCCCUCCAAAACGUCCAAGGCCAGCAACGAGAGCUCCGAGGCCAAAGAAAAUGCUGCGACGGCGUACGAGAACAAGGCUGGCGUGAGAAGUGUUGCCGAAAACGCGCCACCUAGUCCCGCGGCGUCUGGCCGACAGGAAAGCAUCACUCAAGAGAGCGGACGCAGCGUCGCCAAUGCGUAUCGCCCAGUCAGCCAGAGCGGCUCCAGCGCCGUGGAGUCUGAGAAAACGAAGCGCGCGAGCGGCUGGUUCAAGCGUCUAAGGUCGGGAGACACCCAGUCAAGAAGACGAUCGAGUCUCCUCAGCCUCGAACAACAUAUACCCGCGACGCCCAAAUUAACUUCCAAGUCUGAGAAACCACCUCCUAAGAUUCCCCAACUCAAACAGCUCGAGAGCGACAAAGGCGCCUUUGGAUCAAAUUUAUUCGAUCAUAUUAAAUAAUAGCAACUCAAAGAUAUCACAAAAAAUAGACAUUUACCUUCAAUUGGGCUAUUUUUUGUCACAUUUACAAUCAAUUUAUUCUGUCGAUAGCACGACUUCUUAAUACAAUUAAAUUACUUGCUUAAAGUUCAUACAUCACCCAGCAAUGAAUCAGAUCAGACUACUAUCAAU